Messenger RNA from Caenorhabditis remanei, 510 nucleotides. RefSeq lists its product as uncharacterized. Lineage: Eukaryota; Metazoa; Nematoda; Chromadorea; Rhabditida; Rhabditidae. The coding region runs from base 1 to 510 and encodes 169 amino acids. The transcript is spliced from 5 exons. The record is from RefSeq and is a predicted model, not a curated record.
AUGUUGUCAACAAGAACAUGCAAGGUCUCUCUAAUAAUAUCAGUCCUUGUGGAUGUCCUCCUCUGUGCCGCCCUUCUGGUAUCCCUUGCCUACUAUUUCAUCAAUGGAAAAUCAUUUUCCGCACAUUAUAUUGUUGGUUUCCUGGCAUUCUUCAUACUAUUCACUGGAUUUUUCAUCUCAUUGGUUGUAGCAGUUCACACGAAAGAUAUCAGAGCGAUCCUGGUUUCAGUGGCUUUUACGGUUGCUCGAUUCAUUUGUGCUAUAAUUGUGGUGAUUGCAUGGAUGUCAGAUUAUCAUGGAAAUCCAACAGAAGAAAUGCCGAAAAAAGAAGAAGCCGGACCAGAAGACCCAUACGAAUGGAUUUCUCAACGAAAAGCGAUCUUGAUUGCGUUCGCAGGAAUAUACAUCAAGAUUUUCAUUUCACAAUUAUUUAUUCUUAACAGAUACUACUCCCAUGCCGCUGAAUCACAACGAGAAGCCAAAGAACGAGAAGUCAAUAUGGAAUUUUAG